AUGUCCGAUUCAUCAGCUAUCCCAACCUACACGUCCGCGCCUCUGAAUCCAAACAAAAAAGACCAAGAAACCACAGCCGCAAACCCUCAACCCGAACCCGCCACCGCAAUCGAGUCCUCCAUCACCACAGCUCCCCAACCACAAACCACCUCAGCAACAGCAACCGCACCCUCCAACCCCCCAACAUACGCAACAGCCUCAAAUCCUCCCCCACCCCAGCCCGCCGCCGCACCAACCCUCCCAACUCCAACAGCAGCUCCUCACCAAAACCCCCAACUAGGCACUACCAUCGCCCCAACACCAACAACCACUCUCCCCUCCACAACCUCGCAAUCACCCCCAGCCCCACAACCAGGCGCCGUGCCCACUGCCCCAGGUGCAGGAACAUGGCCAGGAGCAGGACCCACACCGUCUGCUCCCUCGCCCGUCCCACCACCCCCCAAAGCAGGCGAGGCCAUCCCGCCAUCCCUGCACUCUGCGCCCGCACCCACGGGCACCGGUGCCGCGCAGGCCCAAACCCCCUUCACGCAAUCAUACUCCUACCAGCGGCAUCCGUCGGGCUCGCACAAUGCUAUUCCCAACGCGACUACGGCCUCGUACGCGGACGUGUACCAGAGCUCGUCUGAUGGGGGCGCGUCGCGGUCUCAGGGCUUGCCUACGCACUACGGUGGCGGGGGCGGGGGCGGAGCGGAUAAUAUAUUCCCUGAAGAUGACGAGCCUGGGUUUAUGAAUGUGGCGAAGGGGUGGAUGCAGAGUGCCGGUGAGAAGUUGGCGGAGGUGGAGAAGGAGGUUUGGAAGCGGAUUAAUGAUGCCCAUGAGAAAUGA
Messenger RNA from Penicillium verhagenii, 825 nucleotides. RefSeq lists its product as uncharacterized. The record is from RefSeq and is a predicted model, not a curated record. Bases 1 to 825 code for a protein of 274 amino acids. NCBI's taxonomy places the organism in Eukaryota, Fungi, Ascomycota, Eurotiomycetes, Eurotiales, Aspergillaceae. The transcript has a single exon.